Ipomoea triloba (trilobed morning glory) is the source of this 2435-nucleotide messenger RNA. RefSeq names its product probable inositol transporter 2. Gene Ontology annotation, cellular component: membrane. The record is from RefSeq and is a predicted model, not a curated record. The transcript has 6 exons. Bases 461 to 2194 code for a protein of 577 amino acids. Gene Ontology annotation, molecular function: myo-inositol:proton symporter activity. Lineage: Eukaryota; Viridiplantae; Streptophyta; Magnoliopsida; Solanales; Convolvulaceae. Gene Ontology annotation, biological process: transmembrane transport.
CCCUUGAAUUGGUCUCAACUUUUAUCCGCUUAAGUCUCUGUCUCUGGCUCCAAUAUAAUAUCCUCUCAAGUCUGAACUCAAGCUUCAUUUAUUCCUCAGCUCCCUCAAACAUAAAUUUCACUUGCUCUUUAAUUUAUCCGAUCCCCCGGAAAUGAUUAGUCUUUAUCUUGUGGUGUCCUCUAUUUAUGGAUUUGUAUGUAGCUAGCUAGCUAGGUAUCCGUUUUGUACAACUAACUUAAUUAUGUUGUAUUAUUAUUAUUGUUUCAUCGAUUUGAUGGGAUGCCCCAAUUAAGCAAAGGGGUGUCGCGUGUUGACAUCUAUAAAUCUUCAUAUAUCUGUUAGUUGUUUUGUUGUGUCAUUCAAUUCCUCCUCAUCACCUCAAUCCCACUAGCAUACCCAUAUAGCUUUCUCAUUUAUUUUCCAUCUUUUCACUCUUCUUCUUCUUGGUGUGAACAAAAAAAUGGGAGGAGGAGUAGACCCAGGAACAGAUUCAACAGCUUUCAGAGAGUGUUUAGCUUUGGCAUGGAAGAACCCUUAUGUUCUUCGCCUUGCCUUCUCUGCCGGAAUCGGUGGUCUUCUCUUUGGCUAUGAUACUGGAGUGAUAUCAGGGGCUCUUCUUUACAUUAGAGAUGACUUCAAGGCUGUUGACAGGAAAACAGUUUUGCAGGAGGCUAUAGUGAGCACAGCGGUGGCCGGAGCAAUCAUAGGCGCUGCAAUUGGCGGGUGGUUGAACGACAGAUUUGGAAGAAGGGCCGCCAUAUUGGUGGCCGACUUCCUUUUCUUCGUCGGAGCAGUGGUAAUGGCCGCCGCUCCGAGCCCUGGCCUCCUCAUCGCCGGAAGAGUUUUUGUGGGUCUGGGCGUGGGAAUGGCGUCCAUGACUUCUCCGUUGUACAUUUCCGAGGCCUCCCCUGCUAAGGUCAGGGGAGCUCUUGUCAGCACCAAUGGUUUCCUCAUCACCGGCGGCCAAUUCCUCUCCUACCUCAUCAACCUCGCCUUCACCAAGGCGCCGGGGACGUGGCGGUGGAUGCUCGGGGCGGCGGGUUUGCCGGCUCUCCUUCAGUUCAUAUUAAUGCUGCUUCUCCCGGAGUCUCCUCGCUGGCUUUACCGACAGGGGAGAGCAGAGGAAGCAGAGGCAAUCCUGAGGAAAAUAUACUCGCCGGAGGAAGUAGAACCGGAGAUUCAAGCUCUAAAGGAAUCAGUGGAGAAAGAAGCACAAGAAUCCAAGGAAUCCGAGAAAAUCAGCGUCCUUAAACUCUGCAAAAUCACAGCCAUAAGGCGUGGGCUUAUAGCCGGCGUGGGGCUUCAGAUUUUCCAGCAAUUCGUGGGCAUCAACACCGUCAUGUAUUACAGCCCCACCAUAGUUCAGCUGGCCGGCAUCGCCUCAAACCGGACGGCGCUCCUCCUUUCGCUAGUCACCGCCGGGCUCAACGCCGUCGGCUCCGUCGUCAGCAUAUAUUUCAUAGACCGGACAGGGCGGAAGAAGCUCCUGGUUUUCAGUCUGUGCGGCGUGAUUCUCUCUCUCGGGUUUUUGUCGGCGGUGUUCCACGAGGCUACCUCGCAUUCACCCAUGGUUGGCCAGACUGAGACCGCACAUUUCUCCGGAUUCACCUGCCCUGCCUAUCAUGACGCCGGAUCGUCGCCGGUUUUGGAUUGUACUGGGUGUUUGAAAGCUUCUUCUAGCUGCGGUUUCUGUGCUUCUCCUCAGAACAAGCUACUACCAGGUGCCUGUUUGAUCUCAAACGACACGGUUAAAGAUGUUUGUCAUGGAGAACAUAGACUAUGGUACACCAGGGGGUGCCCUAGUAGUUUCGGUUGGCUAGCCCUAAUCGGUCUGGCACUCUACAUCAUCUUCUUCUCCCCGGGAAUGGGCACAGUGCCGUGGAUUGUGAACUCGGAGAUAUACCCUCUAAGGUUUCGAGGAUUGUGCGGAGGCAUUGCUGCCACGGCCAACUGGGUUUCGAAUCUCAUCGUGGCCCAGUCCUUCUUGUCUCUAACCCACGCCAUUGGAACAUCAUGGACUUUCCUCGUAUUCGGUGUGCUAUCUGUUGUCGCCUUGUUCUUCGUACUGGUUUGCGUGCCGGAAACCAAGGGGCUCCCAAUCGAGGAAAUUGAGAAGAUCUUGGAGGGUAGAGCCUUGCAAUUAAGGUUUUGGAAGAAAAGGUCUCCAGGUAGCAAAGAUGGAGAAAAUGUUUGAUGAGAUAAAAGAGUUGCAACUAUUCUAUAAUAAUUAGUUUUUGGGUGUACCCAGGUUUCUAUCAUCAAACGAUUAAUUCUCUCUGAAUUAUAACACUCUUAUUGUGUAGGACAAAACAUUAUGCUAAUUGAUGUGUGUUACGUUUGUAUAUGUAAUUUAAGUUAGCAUAUGAUUAUGUUUUCCGAGUGUCCCGUCCACCUGAUUAAAAAAAAGUAGCAUAUAUUUAUGUUAGUUGUCUUGA